Phragmites australis (common reed) is the source of this 1275-nucleotide messenger RNA. Its product is annotated as peroxidase 4-like. The record is from RefSeq and is a predicted model, not a curated record. Gene Ontology annotation, biological process: response to oxidative stress; hydrogen peroxide catabolic process. Lineage: Eukaryota; Viridiplantae; Streptophyta; Magnoliopsida; Poales; Poaceae. The coding region runs from base 97 to 1077 and encodes 326 amino acids. The transcript is spliced from 4 exons. Gene Ontology annotation, molecular function: peroxidase activity; heme binding.
GUCCCAGCUGGGUAGCUCAAGGCAAGACACGCAGCAGCACUCUGCUUUGCAUCUUGCUUCUAUCUGCUAAUUAACCAGCUGCGAGAGACUGUCGUCAUGGCUAAUCGACCCUGCGCAUCAGCUGCGAGGUGCAGCAGCACCGUCGCUCUCCUGUUGCUCCUCGCGCUCGCCGGCACCUCGUCGGCGCAGCUGUCCACCAGCUUCUACUCCUACUCGUGCCCCGGCGUGUACGACGCCGUCAAGUCGGUGAUGCAGUCCGCCAUCGCCAGGGAGAAGCGCGUCGGCGCCUCCAUCGUCCGCCUCUUCUUCCACGACUGCUUUGUCCAAGGGUGCGACGCCUCGUUGCUGCUGGAUGACACGCCGAGCUUUCAGGGCGAGAAGAUGGCGAACCCCAACAAUGGGUCCGUGAGAGGGUUCGAGGUCAUCGACGCCAUCAAGUCCGCCGUCGAGAAGGCCUGCCCCGGCGUCGUCUCCUGCGCCGACAUCCUCGCCAUCGCAGCUAGGGACGGCGUCGUCAUCCUGGGCGGGCCGAGCUGGGACGUGAAGGUCGGGAGGAGGGACUCGACGACGGCGAGCUUCACCGGAGCCAACAACAACAUCCCGCCGCCGACGUCGGGGCUCGCCAACCUCACCUCCCUCUUCGCCGCGCAGGGCCUCUCCCAAAAGGACAUGGUCGCACUCUCUGGUGCUCACACCAUAGGCCUAGCACGUUGCACAAACUUCAGAGCUCACGUAUACAACGACACCAACAUCGAUGGCGCCUUUGCAAGGACAAGGCAAUCAGGCUGCCCGAGAACGUCAGGUUCAGGCGACAAUAACUUGGCACCUCUAGAUCUUCAGACCCCAACCGUCUUUGAGAACAACUACUACAAGAACCUCCUGAGCAAGAAGGGGCUUCUACACUCUGAUCAGGAGCUCUUCAAUGGAGGAGCCACCGAUGCACAAGUCCAAUCGUAUGUUGGUAGCCAAGCCGCAUUCUUCGCGGAUUUUGUGACAGGCAUGAUCAAGAUGGGUGAUAUUACGCCAUUGACGGGCUCCAAAGGCGAGAUCAGGAAGAACUGCAGAAGGAUCAACUAAGAGGAAAUGUGCACCACUAUUAUUGAGACUUUUUCAGUCACGUUCAGCAAGUUAAUUUGUAACUCUCGACGAUUUUUGUUUCCACAAUUGUGAAAUCAUUAUGUUGUGUCCAUGUGUUCGUUCACCUGCAUGUCGGUUUGUUUAAUCAAAUAAUGAAUGUAUCGCCUGUUCUCUACGGAGUCUUUCUUUGGCGUCCAA